UCGCCGCACUGCAGAAAAUUGCACCGGCACGGAUAAUUUCAAUAACUGCACUCGAAAAGCGUGACCUCGUUGAAGAACCGUGAAGCACCGGCAGUCAGCCGCCGCCACCUAAUCACUGUGAUAAUCACCGUGAACGUGUUCAUUGUCGGGCCACGCCGGCUAGCGGCUCUAACAUAGUUAUCGAUUCGCGCCAGCCGAUUUAAUGAACGCUAAUUUGCGUCCGAUUAACUUUCGCCAAUUUAAUCAAGUAUUAAUAUGCACCGAAUCCAAUGACACUCCGGGAGGAAUAGUUUGCUAAGUUUUAAGGGUAACCAAAGGAUACUAAUGGCGCAAAUAGUUCGAAUCAUUCGCUUGAAAAUGAAUUAUGCUGCUCGAUUAUCGUUCUCGUUGAUACGCUUGCGUUUUGUGUUCAAUCACCAAUAAAUGUUACGUUUUAAGCAAAAUUUUAUCAAUUGAAAGGAUUUUAAUUUGCAUUCGUUGGAGUGUCAGGUAUGAAGCGAAAAUCAGUAAUUUGACCGUGAAUGAAAUUCUUCACGAAAUACGGAAAGUCGGUGAUUUGUACGAUUCGCCAUUUGCCACUGCUGGUGAUUACGCUCAGAUUAUUCAGCUGAUGUCCAAGUUUUACGGGAAUAAUUACGAUAUCACCGACAUAAUGGAACGCCUAACACCACAGUGUUCGUCUAUGUUACUCAACUGUUAUUUUCGCAAUCAGAGAAUGAAUUGCUCUGAUAUAUUCAGUGUCGGAAAAACGAAAAAUGGAUUCUGUUGCAUUUUUAAUUAUAUUGCCGAGAGUUUUGGUGAUACUCCUAAGUUUUUUAAGCAGGAGGAAUUUAAAUUGUAUUAUGUCGGAGACAUAGGUAUACAGAACGGUUUAACUGUGACGAUGGAUCCCUUAUUGGACGAUUAUUUUUACACGAUACUACCCACUAUUGGUUGGAAGGUGAUGAUAUUCGACCCUUACGAUUACCCUGACUCGGGCAGCGGCAGCGUUUCAGACAUUCUGCUUGGCCCGUUAACAGAGAAGUACGUACGUUUGAAGGCAGUUGGGUUGUACAGUACCGACAAUAUUCGCCCAUAUUCGAUGCAGAAACGGGGCUGCAUUUUCUCUGACGAAUACGUUUCGGACCACAUCACUUAUACCUAUAAUGACUGCAUAGUCGCCUGCAAGGUGGAGCACGUAUGGAACCAUUGCAAAUGUAGAGUGUUUUUCUAUCCAUAUCACGAAGAUUUCCACAGAACUUGCAAUAUGGAGAAUAUACAUUGUUUAUUGCAAUAUUACGAUGUAGCGUUUAACAUCGUACCUUAUAAAGACAAUAAUUUAAGUAGCUCGCUCGAUGAUCAGAAUGCAACAAUGUAUUGCAAAAAUUGUUACCCUGAAUGUGACGAUAUGAGAUAUUAUGUACAAAGUACUAUAUCUAACAUAGAGCCUGGAUACUUUGACACGGAAUUAUUUCCAGACAUGAACGUAACGAAUCAUAGUGUUCUGCACGUGUAUUUUCCAAACUCGGGAACCGAGUUUUUGAAACAAGACGUGACUACCCGUUGGUACGAGUAUUUGGGUGAAGUUGGAGGACUCUAUGGACUUUACGUUGGCAUCAGCAUCAUUAGUUUCGUAGAACUGAUUUAUUUUAUCAUAUUAUGGCUCACUGAAGCGUUUAAAUCUCUCGGGGUACUAGAAGAAGAAAUUCCUCACGAAAAUGCUAUACAUCCUAUUUAUUGGAAUGAAUUCUUUCCAUAUCCAAGGGCUGUCAUGAAUAAUUAAGGAAAAUAGUAUUUGCUUCUAAUAUACAUUCGAUGUGUUUCUG
Messenger RNA from Bombus pyrosoma, 1805 nucleotides. Its product is annotated as sodium channel protein Nach-like. The transcript is spliced from 8 exons. Gene Ontology annotation, molecular function: ligand-gated sodium channel activity. Lineage: Eukaryota; Metazoa; Arthropoda; Insecta; Hymenoptera; Apidae. Gene Ontology annotation, cellular component: membrane. Gene Ontology annotation, biological process: sodium ion transmembrane transport. The coding region runs from base 611 to 1762 and encodes 383 amino acids. The record is from RefSeq and is a predicted model, not a curated record.